ACUAUGUAAAGAGACUCCAGGAGCCAUCCUGGUUCAGUCUUCUCUAGACCAGAGAGAGUGAGCUUCCAUACCCUCUGCCUCCAGAUACUGCUACAUCGAUCACCUCCAGGACUUGAGGAUCAGACUCCAGAGCUGAACUGAGCUGCUGCUAUUUUGUCCCCGCUAAACACUGCUGAGGCCAGAGAAGAUCCCUUGGGUCAGUGCACAACUGACAAGAACUAUUACUGAAAAUGGAGUCAGCCAUCUCUCAAGCCUUCCAGGAAGAACUCAUCUGCUUCAUUUGCUCGAGCUACUUCACAGACCCAGUCACCAUAAAUUGUGGCCACAGCUUCUGUCGGGCCUGCCUCCACCUGUCCUGGGAAGACAUCAAAGUUCUUGUCCAUUGCCCUAUAUGUUGGGAACCAUCACAGCAGAAGGACUUAAGAACAAACAUUGUACUGAAGAAGCUGGUGACCAUCGCUGUGUAUGAGCACUGUUUAUUGAACAUUGAUAUUCAUUAUUCCUUACAGGAGAAACUUUUAAAAAAAAUGGCAUCUUUAUGGGAGAAGAUAGAUGAAAAUCAGAAGAAUUUAGAGGCAGAGGACAGUAUGAUAACUCAGUUCAGAGAGCACUUGACGCAGCGGGAAGACAUGAUCAGGACAGAAUAUCAGAAAUGGAAUCCAGGUUUUGAUGACUUCUUACAAUGGAGUGAGCCAAUGCAGCUUAGCAUGCCGCAGGCUAUGAAGCCCGAGCUCAGUGCCUUACCCAUCAUUGGACUAACUGAACAUUUCCAAUCCUUCCAAGCUCCAGGACAAGUCUUCUUCCCAGAACAAAAUGCUAUCACUUGGAAGACCACCUUAUUGAAUUACAUGAGAAGAAUCAGCUUCAGACCUCACCUUCAGGGCCCAUCUGUUGAUAUUCCUGGAUGCUAUACCGUCUUCUGUGGAUCAAAAUGUUACAUCUCAGGGAAAUAUUACUGGGAGGUGGUAGUGAAGGACUCUUUGGACUGGGUUGUAGGUGUCUGUACAGAUUCCUCAUUUAGGAAGGAAAACCUAUGUGUUGGAUGUAUGCUUCUACUUCUUGCCUGUGUGAAGGAGGGUAAUCAUUGCAAUCUCCUGACAUCAUGGCCAGUUAUCCAUCUCUACAUACAGAAGCCAGUGGACCGGGUUGGUGUGCUCCUUGAUUGUGAUGAUGGAUCUUUAAGUUUCCUGGAUGUUGCCAGGAGUUCCCUCAUAUACAAGUUUCCUUCUGGAACCAUCAAUUUCCCUGUCCAGCCUUUCUUCUGCACUGACAAGACAAUAUAAUAAGAAGGUGUAGUGCAGCAUUAUAGUGUAUUUUAGUGAUUUCCUACUGUAAUGUUCCAUCCUGUUUGCUGUUAAAUAAUAAAAUACCAUUAAAUGAA
Messenger RNA from Cricetulus griseus (Chinese hamster), 1381 nucleotides. The record is from RefSeq and is a predicted model, not a curated record. NCBI's taxonomy places the organism in Eukaryota, Metazoa, Chordata, Mammalia, Rodentia, Cricetidae.